Messenger RNA from Emiliania huxleyi CCMP1516, 861 nucleotides. RefSeq lists its product as hypothetical. Gene Ontology annotation, biological process: protein folding; protein peptidyl-prolyl isomerization. The transcript has 5 exons. The coding region runs from base 23 to 673 and encodes 216 amino acids. Lineage: Eukaryota; Haptophyta; Isochrysidales; Noelaerhabdaceae. Gene Ontology annotation, molecular function: peptidyl-prolyl cis-trans isomerase activity. The record is from RefSeq and is a predicted model, not a curated record.
UGGAGUGGCCACCUCCUUUCUCAUGCUCAGCCUUGCGACGAUGGGGGCGCUCGCGCUGAGGGCCGGGCCGCUGGUGUCUCGCGGUGCCAGCACCCGCCUGUCGGCGCUGCAGAUGUCUACCUUUGCGACCUUCAAGACCAGCAAGGGCGACAUCAAGGCGGAGCUCAUGAUGGACAAGCUGCCGAUCACAUGCUCCAACUUUGCCGACCUCGCAAAGACGGGCUUCUACGACGGCCUCACGUUCCACCGCGUUAUCCAGGGCUUCAUGUGCCAGUUCGGCUGCCCGCACUCGAAGGACCCAAAGUCGCCGCGCGCCGGCACGGGCGGACCGGAGCCGGGCAGCACGUACACGACGCCCGACGGCACGACCAUCACGCGCACUGGGGGUAACAUCCCCGACGAGCUGAUCGAGCCCAUCUCGAACGAAGUGGGCACCCUCUCGAUGGCGAACACCGGCAUGCCCAAUUCGGGCGGGUCGCAGAUCUUCAUCAACACGAAGCACAACGCGUUCCUCGAUUACUUUGACCCGUCGACGCCCUCAAAGCACCCGGUCUUCGGCAAGGUGGUGGACGGCAUGGACGUGCUCCUCGCCAUCGAGAAGGUGCCGACGGGGCCGGGGGACAAGCCCAUCGAUCCCGUCACGGUCAACACCAUCGAGAUUAGCGAAGACUGAGCUCCUCCUAGCCCCGCGCGGCGACGCGUGUGCUGGCCACUGUAUGCGAUGACCGACGCGCGCGGCCGCCCUCCCACACGCGCGGUCACGCGCGUCGGUGCUGAUCUGAGAUCCGCUCGCGCGGGGCGCCAAGGCCUGCAGGUCUGGCCAUGUACGGCUCUAUACAAGCAAAUCUCUAGUCGACUACA